AGCAGCUCAGCCUGGUGCUCAACAUACAGGAUCUCUCGCUCAUCCCACUAACUGUAGAGUCAUCGCCUCGGUCCCGGGCACCUGGGCACUCGACUCGCAGUGUCUCUUCGAACGGACGAUUCUUUCUGGGCGUCGCCCGUCAACUCGCCAGUCGUCGAACGCGAUCAGGGGCAAGCGCAGAGCCAGAGCGAUCAGACCGGAAGUGCGGGAAAGGCAAUGUCCAGUGCUGCGGCUACUGGUGCUGGAGGUCCCGGGGUUGAUGGGGAUGCGGGAUCUGUCAUAGGUGGAAACGACGAGGGGAAGAUGUUGGCCGAGGCGCUCGCAACGGUCAAGAUACAGCUAGUUCAGAUGAAGCGGUGUUUGGAAAAUGACCAGCUGAUGGAUGCGCUCAAGAGCGCAAGUACUAUGCUGAGUGAGCUCAGGACAAGCAGCUUGUCCCCUAAGCAAUACUAUGAGCUUUAUAUGGCCGUAUUCGAUGCGCUGCGACAUCUGUCUAACUACCUGUUCGAUGCGCACGUCUCGGGCAAGCACCACCUUGCGGACCUAUACGAGCUCGUCCAAUACGCAGGCAACAUCGUCCCCCGGCUCUAUCUCAUGAUCACGGUUGGGAGCGUAUACAUGAGCAUUCCCGACGCGCCGGUGAAGGAGAUCAUGAAGGAUAUGAUGGAGAUGAGCAGGGGUGUGCAGCAUCCCACACGUGGUCUGUUCUUGAGACAUUAUCUGAGUGGGCAGACGAGGGAUCACCUUCCUAUCGGGAACUCAGAGGGGCCGGAAGGGAACCUGAAAGACUCGAUUGGGUUUGUACUCACGAACUUCAUCGAGAUGAACAAGCUGUGGGUGAGACUGCAGCAUCAGGGUCACUCGAGGGAGCGUGAGAAGCGCGAGGUGGAGCGAAAAGAGCUGCGGAUCCUCGUCGGCACCAACCUUGUCCGGCUUUCGCAGCUCGAGGGCGUCGAGUUCGAGACGUAUCGCACAACCAUCCUGCCCAGCAUACUCGAGCAAGUCGUCAACUGCAAGGAUGUGAUCGCCCAGGAGUACCUGAUGGAGGUCGUCAUACAAGUGUUCACGGACGAGUUCCAUCUGCAUACUCUGAGCCCCUUCCUCUCCGCCGUCGCCCAGCUCCACCCGAAGGUGAACAUAAAGGGCAUCGUGAUCGCCCUGAUCGACAGGCUCGCGUCGUACGCUGCCAGGGAAGCGGAGAACGAGGACCCGGCAGAGACGAAGCGGCAGGAAGAGGAGGCAGCGCACCGGCUAGCUGAGAAGGUCAAGGACCAGAAGGCACGGGCGCGUGCUGCGUUAGAGGCGAACGGACAUGGAUCUCCCCCUCCGGCUGUACAGGCAGGCGCGAACGAGUGGGGCGGCAGCGCUGUCAACCCUGAGGAGAAGCCGCAACCUGCACCUCCGGUCAAUGGCUCCGACGCCAAGAGCGACAAGGGUAAGGAGAAGGAAGCUCCGCCGGCUGCAACACGCAAGUUCCGCGGUAUACCAGAGGACGUCAAGCUCUUCGAAGUGUUCUGGGAACAGAUCGUGAACCUCAUCAAGGCCCGGCCGGAUCUGUCCAUCACCGAUAUCACAGCACUUCUUGUGUCCCUGAUCAACUUGAGCUUGUCAUGCUACCCGGACCGGUUGGAGUACGUGGACCAGAUCCUGGGCUUUGCCAGGGGGAAAAUGCAAGAGUUCCAGGAGAGCCCGGACCUGCUCAUCCCAGCAACGACAGCCAACCUGCUGUCCCUGCUCCUCGCGCCGAUCAAUUCUUACCAGAGCGUGCUCACCCUCCUCGCUCUACCGAACUACACUUCCCUGCUCCAACUGCAAGCCUUCACCACCAGGCGCGCGAUCGCCCACGCCAUCGUCUCCUCCGUACUGAAGAACGAAACCGUGAUCGACACGCCCGAAGACGUGGCAGGCGUGCUCCAACUGUGUCACGUGCUUGUCAAAACCCAGCCCGACGCGAUACCCUCUCCACUAGCCAAGCAGAUGGGUGCAGGCAGGCAGGGUGUAGACGUUGAGGAGAUGGCGGAGGAACAGGGAUGGGUAGCCAGGAUGGUACACCUCUUCAGGGCGGAGGACCUGGAUGUGCAGUUCGAGCUAUUGCAGGAGGCAAGGCGUCAUUUCAGUGAGGGUGCGGAGAGGAUACGCUUCACUUUCCCUCCGCUGAUCAAUGCUGCUAUCAAACUGGCACGGCGGUACAAGCGAGUCGAAGGCGAAGACGACGAGUGGACGAACAAGCUUACGAGUCUGUUCAAGUUCAUCCACCAGAUCAUUUCUGUCAUGUACAACCGCGUGGAAGCGUCUGACAUCUCCCUCCGCCUCUUCCUCCUCGCCGCCCAGGUCUCGGACGACUGUGGCUUCGAGGAGCUCACGUACGAGUUCUACGUCCAGGCGUUCACGAUAUAUGAAGAGUCUAUUUCUGAGAGCCGGGCGCAGCUGCAGGCUAUCACCCUCGUCAUGGGCACACUACAGCAAUCCAAGGUCUUCAGCACGGACAACUACGACACGCUCAUCACCAAGGCUGCGCUGCACGGCGCCAAGCUGCUGAAGAAGAGUCAUCAGGCGACAGCUGUCGGGCUUGCUAGCCAUCUCUGGUGGCAGGCAGACAUACCUAAGCAUGCGGAGGAAGAGGGCGAAUCACAUGAACCGCUCCGGGACGGGAAUCGCGUGCUUGAAUGUCUGCAGAAGACGCUGAGGAUUGCGAGCUCAUGUUAUGAGGAGAUCAUCAGCGUACAGCUGUAUGUCCAGGCAUUGGAUCAGUAUCUUUACUAUUUUGACCGCGAUGUGGAGGCUGUUACACCGAAGUAUAUCAACUCACUUGUGGAGCUGAUUACGUCCAACAUCGACGCCAUCAGCUCCUCCGACUUCCAUCCUACGUCCCGCGCACCACCUGGCUUGAUCGAAGGCGUCCACACCGCCGAUAUGAUCACGCGCCAUUUCCGCAACACGUUACUAUACGUGCGUUCAAAGAAGGAAUCGGGCGUCGGACGCUGGAGCGAGGUAGACAUCGCUGGUGCUUUGCUUAAAAUGAACGUUGCCCAGUAGAGCCUACCUGACGACGAUGUGUUUAUGUUGUUUGUUUCCUAUUGUACCUUAUACGGAGCCCUCUAGGUUUGGUAAAUAUACCUUCGG
Messenger RNA from Dacryopinax primogenitus, 3123 nucleotides. Its product is annotated as vacuolar protein sorting-associated protein 35. Gene Ontology annotation, biological process: retrograde transport, endosome to Golgi; intracellular protein transport. Bases 217 to 3036 code for a protein of 939 amino acids. Lineage: Eukaryota; Fungi; Basidiomycota; Dacrymycetes; Dacrymycetales; Dacrymycetaceae. The record is from RefSeq and is a predicted model, not a curated record. Gene Ontology annotation, cellular component: retromer, cargo-selective complex; late endosome; retromer complex. The transcript has 8 exons.